CUUUGGUGGUUCUGAGGGACGCUUCAGGGUUUCUGCCUUCUGUCCUGCGUCCUGUCCGCCUGGCUGAGGCCUCCUCGCUGUCAUGGAGAGUCUGGAGAAGCAGCUCGUCUGCCCCAUCUGCCUGGAGAUGUUCACCAAGCCAGUGGUCAUCCUGCCCUGCCAGCACAACCUGUGCCGCAAAUGUGCCAACGAUGUCUUCCAGCUGGCGCUGCGGUUCCACCCCGAUAAAAACCCCGACAACCCCGAGGCGGCGGAGAAGUUUAAGGAGCUGAACAGCGCUCACGCUGUUCUGUCUGACCUCACCAAGAGGAACAUCUACGACUCGUACGGAUCGCUGGGACUCUAUGUGGCGCAGCAGUUCGGCGAGGACAACGUCAACACCUACUUCAUGCUGUCCACCUGGUGGGCCAAGGGUCUGUUUGCAGUUUGUGGGAUUCUGACUGGGUUUUACUGCUGCUGCUGCCUCUGCUGCUGCUGCAACUGCUGCUGCGGGAAGCUGAAGCCGCAGCCCACAGGUGAGGGGGCGGAGCCAGAGUAUGUGUCCCCCGACGACCUGGAGGAGGAGCUUCGCAAUGACCCCGACAACGUGCAGGUGGAGCUCACAGAUUGUGUGUCGCUGCUGGUUGGGAACAAUGAGAGAGUUCAGGCAAUCAUCAGUCAGUUGGAGGAAACCUGCAGAGCCGUCGAUGAAAACGGUCGCAGGCAGAAGUCGAAGGUGUGCGAGACGUUCGAUCACCUGUUUGCCAUGCUGGAGGAGAAGAAAGGUGAGCUGACUCUGAGGAUCAACAGCGAGCAGGAGGAGAAGCUCAACUACAUCCGCAGUCUGACCAGGAAGUACACGGAGCACCUGGACGGCACUGCCAAGCUGCUGGAGACCUGCAUCCAGACGCUGGACGAAUCGGAGAUGGCUGUUUUCCUGCAGGCGGCAAAACCUCUGCUGCAGAAGAUCGUGGAAGGAACCAACACGUCUCACCUGGACAAAGUUCAUCCCGCCUACGAGAACAUGGAUCACUUCACGGCUAACUUUGAGCGUCAGAGGAGAGCACUGAGCAUCCUGGACUUCAUCAAACUUGAUGAAGACGAUGAUGAUGAUGAAGACGAGGUCAAUGUCAGAGCGUUGACAGGAAGUCGACCUGAGUCACAGCAGAACUUUACACCUGCAGGAGUCUCAGCCAAUCAGCAGGCUCCUCUGCCAACUGUCAUCUCAGCCCCGCACCCCCAGAGGCCCACAGAGACCCCGCCCAUCUUGGCCUCACACACAAAGAGCCCCGCCCCUUCGUCAUCAUCUGCACAUGUCCCGCCCCCUCUACCCCUCCCCACCGCCAGCUCCGCCCCCCAGUCAGAGCAGCAGAGUGAGUCGGACGACGGACCCAAACACGUUUUCUCCUUCAGCUGGCUCAACCAGAAAUAAAACCUGGACCUGGAUCAGUGCGACCCGGUUCUUCCCUGUGCAGAACUUGAGUCCAAACUGCAGAAACAUAAGCAGACCUGAAACUGUUCAUUAGCGUUGGUGAAGGGAGAACAAAAUGCCAAACAGAAACUCUUCUGAUGACAGACUUUUUGUAAAGUCUGGAGGAUGUUUUUUGAAUCCUGAAAUAUUUGUCCUUUGUGUUUGCUGUUGGAAAUAAAUGGUUGUUUUAUCAUUGA
Molecule: messenger RNA, 1647 nt
Organism: Stegastes partitus (bicolor damselfish)
Lineage: Eukaryota; Metazoa; Chordata; Actinopteri; Pomacentridae
Product: E3 ubiquitin-protein ligase TRIM63-like
Exons: 9
Coding region: 83-1411 (442 amino acids)
Source: RefSeq, a predicted model, not a curated record